UCGCCUCUACAGCCCUCACCUCCUCCUCUUCUCCUUCUCCCUCCUCCUCCUCUUCUUCCUCCUUCCCGUUGUCACUCACGGCUGGAGAAGCACGUUUCAUCCACCGGCCUGCUUUAACGCCGACAAGACUGAAAUAAAAGCACAAAAUGACGUCAGCAGACUUUCUGGCCCAGGAGAAGAUCUGGUUUGACAAACCUCGCUACGAUGAGGCAGAGAGACGCUACUAUGAGCACAUGAACGGCGCCCCACAACCAACACAGGAUGCUGGAGCCAACAGCAUCUUGCAAGACAUAGCUCGGGCCCGGGAGAACAUCCAGAAAUCUCUAGCAGGGCUGAAGUCUACACUGUGUAGCAGAGGGUCUGGUCAACCUUCCCUGAUCCAGCAGUCCCAGUUUCAGCAGCAGCAGAGCAGCACGAGCACUGCAGCCGAUCAAGGGGAACUCGUCUCUCGGAUUAAGAGCCUGGAGCUGGAGAACCAGAGUUUACACAAAGUUGUUGAAGACUUGAGGGCAGCACUUUCCAAACUGGAGUGUCGGGUAUCUGUUCUGGAGAAAUCCCCAGCAGCCGUGACUUCAGCUCCCGCUCCUUCAGUACCCUACACAAAUGGCACAGCCGUCCAGCAGAAAAGCAGCGCUCCGGUUAAAAAGGUGGAGGAGGAAGAGGAGGACGACGACGACUUCGACCUGUUUGGAAGUGAUGAAGACGAAGAGGCGGAGAAACUCAAAGAGCAGAGAUUGAAAGAGUAUGCUGAGAAGAAGGCCAAGAAGCCCGCCCUCAUCGCCAAAUCCUCCAUCUUAUUGGACGUCAAACCUUGGGAUGAUGAAACAGACAUGGCCAAGCUGGAGGAGUGCGUGCGCUCUGUGCAGGCUGACGGUCUGUUAUGGGGCACGUCCAAACUCGUUCCUGUGGGUUACGGCAUCAAGAAGCUCCAGAUCGCAUGUGUGGUGGAGGACGACAAGGUGGGAACUGACAUGUUGGAGGAGGAAAUCACCAAGUUUGAAGACUAUGUUCAGAGUGUCGACGUAGCAGCGUUCAACAAAAUCUGAUUCCAGUGUGUCUCUGUCUGUCCUUUGUCAUGCCUUGUUUCUCUGCUGAUUGUGUCAACGGUUAAAUACAAUAAAAACCAACUCUUGCACUGAA
Cheilinus undulatus (humphead wrasse) is the source of this 1140-nucleotide messenger RNA. Its product is annotated as elongation factor 1-delta-like. Lineage: Eukaryota; Metazoa; Chordata; Actinopteri; Labriformes; Labridae. Gene Ontology annotation, molecular function: guanyl-nucleotide exchange factor activity; translation elongation factor activity. The transcript is spliced from 9 exons. Gene Ontology annotation, biological process: translational elongation. The coding region runs from base 147 to 1046 and encodes 299 amino acids. The record is from RefSeq and is a predicted model, not a curated record. Gene Ontology annotation, cellular component: cytosol; eukaryotic translation elongation factor 1 complex.